AUGCCCAACGUGUAUAUUUUACCAAUGAAAAUGUUCAAGAGAGAGUGGCACGUCCACCAGCAACAACAUUAACCACAUAUUUUCAAUUGUGCGCAAGUGAUGAAUUUGCCAGAAUUUUGCUGUAUUCAGAUAUAAUGCAUUAUUACACUUAAAAAAAAAACAAAAAACAUAGCAACGGCGUAAAAAGGGAACAGCAGUUGAUGGCCAUCCAGGUCUUUUCUAUACAGAAACAAUGGGUAGACUAUACACAGUUCAUCCAAAUAUGGUAGAAUGUUAUUAUUUGCGGCUGUUGUUAGUGAAUGUUGUGGGGCCGCGUUCAUUUGAAGAUUUGCGAACAAUUAAUGGUCAUUUAUGUGCUACGUAUCGUGAAGCGUGUGAGCAUUUGGGUUUACUGGAAAAUUAUGCAUGUUGGGAUUCAUUACUUCAAGAUGCAUCGAUCGUUUCAUUUCCACAUCAAAUACGUAUGCUGUAUGCCAUAAUAAUAUCAACAUGUUUCCCAUCGAAUCCGAUUGAAUUGUGGAAUAAAUAUCGAGAUUUUAUGACAGAAGACUUUUUGAUUCGAAUGCGCCAUCACACAGGAAACUUUAAUUUGAUCAUAACAUUGGAAAUGUAUAAUGAGGCAUUAAUAGCGAUUGAAGAUAUGUGCCUUACGAUCGCCAAUAAAGCAUUGGGACAAUUAGGUAUGAUUUCACCCAAUCGUCCAAUGCAUGAUUUUUUCGAUGGAGAAUUACGACGAAAACAACAGUAUGAUAUCAAUGAAUUGCAAACAUUUGUGAAUUUAAAUGUUCCCAAAUUAAAUGACCAACAAAAAAAUGUGUACGAUACCAUCAUGCAAGCAGUACAAAAUGAAGCCGGUGGAUUGUAUUUUUUGGAUGCGCCCGGUGGUACGGGUAAAACAUUUGUAAUAUCACUCAUUUUGGCAAACAUUCGAGUGCAAGGGAAAAUUGCAUUGGCACUUGCUUCGUCUGGAAUAGCUGCUACUCUGUUGGAUGGAGGACGAACAGCCCACUCUGCAUUAAAAUUACCAUUAAAUGUGCAGGUGAUUGAGAAUCCCACGUGCAAUAUAUCAAGAAAUUCUGCGAUGGCGAAAGUUUUGCAGCAAACAGCAAUUAUUUUAUUGGAUGAAUGUACAAUGACGCACAAAAAAUCCCUUGAAGCAAUACACUGCACAAUGCAAGAUCUGCGUGGCAAUCAUAACAUUUUUGGUGGUGCAUUGAUAUUAUUGUCAGGUGAUUUUAGGCAAACACUUCUCGUAAUUUCACGCUCACCACCGGCAGAUGAGAUCAAUGCGUGCCUAAAGUCUUCUUUCAUGUGGAGAUAUGUGCGAAAAUUGACGCUAAACAUAAACAUGCGUGUUCAGUUGCAGAAUGAUCAAUCUGCAGAUCGGUUUUCGAAGCAAUUGUUGGAAAUCGGAAAUGGCAAAGUUCAAAUCGAUAACACAAACGGUUUAAUUAGUUUGCCAAACAAUUUUUGUACAAUUCUCCAAUCAAAAGAAGAAUUGAUUAAACGAGUGUUUCCAAAUAUUAUCCAGAAUCAUAGGAAUCACAAUUGGUUGAGUGAACGCGCAAUUCUGGCACCAAAAAAAUGUGCAAGUCAAUGCUAUCAAUUAUCUCAUCCAAGAAAAAUUGCCUGGUGCAGUAAUAUCAUACAAAUCUAUUGAUAGCGCAUUGAAUAAAG
This is a messenger RNA of Sipha flava (yellow sugarcane aphid), 1677 nucleotides long. RefSeq lists its product as uncharacterized. Gene Ontology annotation, molecular function: DNA helicase activity. The transcript has 2 exons. NCBI's taxonomy places the organism in Eukaryota, Metazoa, Arthropoda, Insecta, Hemiptera, Aphididae. Bases 233 to 1660 code for a protein of 475 amino acids. The record is from RefSeq and is a predicted model, not a curated record. Gene Ontology annotation, biological process: DNA repair; telomere maintenance.